AUGCGUCCCUACAUCACUUACUUGGUAAGCUGCGCAAUGAUGGUAGCCUGGGGCAACAUCGGCGGUGGAAUAAGCGCGCAAAUAUACAGAUCCGAUGAUGCUCCUGCUUAUAAGACUGGUCAUACUAUUGCAAUAUCAUUUGUAGUUGCUGCCGUAAUUUUAUCCAUAAUUCAAUAUUAUUUAUUGAACAUUGCUAAUAAAUCUAAGCUUAAAGAUUCUGAAAAUUCUUUAAAAAAAUUAAAUGAAGAGGAUGUUAUGCGUUUGGGAGAUUUACAUCCUUCAUUUAUUUAUAGGUUGUAA
Racocetra fulgida is the source of this 300-nucleotide messenger RNA. NCBI's taxonomy places the organism in Eukaryota, Fungi, Glomeromycota, Glomeromycetes, Diversisporales, Gigasporaceae. The record is from the annotation of a GenBank genome assembly.